Messenger RNA from Sodiomyces alkalinus F11, 631 nucleotides. RefSeq lists its product as hypothetical. The record is from RefSeq and is a predicted model, not a curated record. The transcript has 3 exons. The coding region runs from base 92 to 496 and encodes 134 amino acids. Lineage: Eukaryota; Fungi; Ascomycota; Sordariomycetes; Glomerellales; Plectosphaerellaceae.
AUGGGCGACGUUUAACUCGGAUCGGGAAAAUGCCGCCCCGCCGAUCUAUACGACGCCAGGAAGAGCUCACCAUGCUCGAUGAAUCGAUCGAAUGUUACUUAUGCUGUGUCUGUCUUCCUACUUCUUGAUUAACGAGUCGGUCUGUGGGGCUACAGAAAAACGUCGGCAUUCACACCCUGAAGUCGACGGUGUUGCGCCAAAGGAGUCUGCUUUGGUUGUUCGGAUGUCAGCACUGCCGCCCUACAAGCCUUUCACUCUAAGGUGUGUCCACCCGCCUCGCCAACAAAGGAAACAAAAGCACAAAAGGCACAAAAGCGAACAUAAAGGAAUGAAAGGAAGAACUGAAGAUUGUUCUGUCGCAAUACUAGGAGCAGCGCCUUGUUCUUUGACUUGUCCAUUACAAAGAUGCUGUUCUUUCUCUGUCUUGGUCACUGUUCACUGUUCACUGUUCUCAACUGCUUUGUCAAUGUCCAAAGAUGCGAGAUGGUCUCGAUGACCUCGAAACCAGAACAAACGCCAUACACAGUUCCAAUCUAAUAUGAAUAUAUGAUGACCCGGAACAAUUAUCGAGUGUUGUCUGUGUCUCAUCCCUCAGUGCAUUCUUCUCUUUACUUUAACUCCAGUUCAGGUU